Canariomyces notabilis is the source of this 921-nucleotide messenger RNA. RefSeq lists its product as uncharacterized. NCBI's taxonomy places the organism in Eukaryota, Fungi, Ascomycota, Sordariomycetes, Sordariales, Chaetomiaceae. The record is from RefSeq and is a predicted model, not a curated record. The annotation marks the transcript as partial. The transcript is spliced from 4 exons.
CGCAGCAAAUUCCGGCCUCCCAAGGUGCAAUACAACCAGGUUCACGCCUUGAUCCUGACCUGGUCAUUUCAUGAUCUCAGGACGGAGGAUUACACGGCUCCGCCGACGUCUGAUUAUGUUUCUCUCGAAGAGGAGACGGCGCGCUUGCGCGACACGUUGGAGGGUUACGGCUACACGGUGCACGAGUUUUUGAUUCCGAUGCAUCGGUCCGUCGAGAGUCUCAAGAGCCAGCUGAAGCAGUUUUGCCGCCUAGCGGCCGACGACACGUUGCUGAUUAUCUACUACCAUGGACACGGAGCGUUGGAUGACGAGAAUGAGCUCGUCUUUAGCAGCCAUGACCACCCAAACAACGCGGAAUGGUCUCAAGCCGCCGCCGCAGAGCUCUACGCCGCGCUCCUCAGCGGUGACGCUUGUGCCACGCACGGCCGCCGCGACAGGUAUCAGGAGCUGUUGAAGAAAUACGAACGCUACCGGCCCGUGGCAACCGUGAAAUGGGAUUCCAUCCGGGGCACCGUCCUCUCCGCGCCCUGCGACGUGCUGCUCGUCCUCGACUGCUGCGCCGCGGGCGGGGCCAACCUCCGGCACAUCAACUGGCAGCCUCCCCCCGGCACCGAGUGUUACACCAAGCACCUGUUUGCCGCGUGCGGGUUUGAGUCGAGCACGAGCGACGACAUGACGGCCGCCAUGUGCGAGGUGCUCACAACAACAGUCACUCCUGGGAGUGGGAGUGGUGUGUUGACUACGAAGCGGCUGCACCAGCUCAUGGAGGAUAAGCUGCAGAAGCGCUCGGUCGGGUCGCAGCCUAUUUUUAAGCAGCUGCUGCCGCAUGAUCCGGAGCAGUAUAUUACCCUGCCGAAUCUGAGGGAGGUGGAUUUGAAGAUGGGGGAGAGGCGCGGUAGGAGGGGGUAUGUGUUGGCGUAA